Molecule: messenger RNA, 1115 nt
Organism: Papilio polytes (common Mormon)
Lineage: Eukaryota; Metazoa; Arthropoda; Insecta; Lepidoptera; Papilionidae
Gene: POLDIP2
Product: polymerase delta-interacting protein 2
Exons: 6
Coding region: 79-1110 (343 amino acids)
Biological process (GO): error-free translesion synthesis
Cellular component (GO): mitochondrial nucleoid; nucleus
Molecular function (GO): DNA binding
Source: RefSeq, a predicted model, not a curated record
CAUCAUUUUGUCAGUGUCAAACAAAAAAGAAAAAUAUAUUGUUAGUGUAAACGAAAAACAACAAAUUAAAAUGAUAAAAUGGAGAUAUUGACACGAAUAGUACCUGCAAAUCUAUUUAGAUUAACUACAUCUAGGCUAAUAUUAACAAAUGUAGCACAUUAUACAAGGUUGGCAGAAGUUGGGAAGUUGGAGGCGCCAAAGACAACAGGAAAAUAUGAUACGGGUCAGCUUAUUUUGCAUAAAGUGUUCGGGUACAGAGGCGUUAUAUUAUUUCCUUGGUUAGCAAGAGUUUACGAUAGAGAUGCCACAAACAAGAAAGAAAGCGUAGAAAAUUCUAAUCCUUCAAAAACUGGUGAUACUUUAUCAAACGUUAGCAAGGAAUUUAAGGGAAGAACACAUACGUUUUACCAAGUUCUCAUAGAUACCAGGGAUGCCCCUUACAUACGGGCCCAGACGGAGGCGGUGACCUUCCUCGGCAACCAGGAGUCGAGCCGUAGCCUAUACGCGAUCCCUGGGCUGGAUUACGUCGCGCAUGAUGACAUCAUACCUUACACCUCGCUAGAGCGCGUGCCCCUACAGCACGAGCUCUUUGAUAAGUUCCUCAUGCAUAAUCCCGACAAAGACCCACCGUUCAUAGCGCAAGAGACUCUCCGCGCUUGGCAGAAGAAGAACCACCCGUGGCUGGAGCUGAGCGACGUGCAUCGCGAGACCACUGAAGGCGUGCGAGUUACCGUCAUACCUUUCUACAUGGGCAGCAGGGAGUCGCAGAACUCUGCUGUUUACUGGUGGCGGUACUGCAUCCGCCUGGAGAACCUGGGUGCGCAGGCCGUGCAGCUGCGCGAGCGGCACUGGCGCAUCUUCUCGCUGUCGGGGACGCUGGAGACGGUGCGGGGGCGCGGCGUGGUCGGCCAGGAGCCGGUGCUGGCGCGUCACGCGCCCGCCUUCCAGUACAGCAGCCACGUCAGUCUGCAGGCGCCCAGCGGACAUAUGUGGGGCACGUUUAGAAUGGAGCGUGAGGAUGGAUACACCUUCGACUGCCGCAUACCGCCCUUCUCUUUGGAGAGCAAGCCGGACGAAGGCUCGCCAAUGUCGCCCACGCCCAGCGCAUGACCACA